Molecule: messenger RNA, 6540 nt
Organism: Spirometra erinaceieuropaei
Lineage: Eukaryota; Metazoa; Platyhelminthes; Cestoda; Diphyllobothriidea; Diphyllobothriidae
Source: the annotation of a GenBank genome assembly
AUGGGUUCUUCGCUAGCCAUCAACACUAUAUUUAGACGCCCUGAGUUUUGUCAGUCUGUAGGUUCGUGCGCAUUUAGUGUUAUGAAUGUCACACUAAGCAUGUAAAAUACGAAGGUAUCUGGGGGGUUUAUCAAGACUUAUCCUUUGAGCGUGGCGCUUCGACUUUGUUUCAUCUAAAGCUGAACUCAUUGUAACACAUCAAAGUUACUUCAGUUUGUUCGAAAGGGGCAGUUAUAUUGCUUGGUAGAGGGGCGCUCACCGAUCGCGUUACGGAACUCACUUGUCUCGUUGUACCUUGGGGUCCCCACGAGCCCCGCCCGCAGUCACGUAACGGCGCGUAGCAUAGGCUAUACAGGCAUAAUAAACUCUAAGCUUGACCCUAUAUGAUGAGCGGGACUUCGUUGUUCUUGUUGGGCGUCCGAUGACUCCCCUUCAUCGUUGGUUGAUCGAUCUCUAUAGAUUUACUCCCACAGGCCACCCCAAAAGCCAAUUGCAUUGGUUGUGGCCUAGGCCGCAUUCACUAUCCAGUUGCCGGCCAAUGGUGCGCAUCAACUUUUGUAUACUUUUCUAAUGGUUAUGGUGCCAGUCAACACAGUCCCCGCUUCCCUUUUAGGUUCUCCUCAUGAGCAAAGCGGAAAAACUUCUCCCGAGGUGGCUGCGUUUCAUUAGGGGCGUCGUAGACAGCGAGGAUAUCCCUCUUAAUUUGAGUCGUGAACUGCUUCAGGACCACGGGCUUAUUCACCGAAUUAAUCGUAUCCUGACGGCCCGAUUGCUGCGCUUUCUCCUUGUGAGUUUUUUUCAUCUUAAUUAAAGUUUGCACCAUCUCUGUGGAUUUGGAACGUGCCUACCACCUAUUCACUGUACUAUGAAAUAGGCCUUGAAAGCUAGUGGUUACCGCCUUUUUCCAUUUGAAUGUGUUUGCUGUUACUUUUUAUCCGUUCACAUUGUUUUCCGUCGUUUGGCCUCCUUGUGGGUCAUGUGGUGCUUUCUCACACAGGUGCACGUAAUGAUUACCCCUAGCCGCUUUGCUCUAUUUUAGGCUGAGGCGAAGAAAAACCCCAAAGAAUUUUCCAAAUUCCUGUCCGACUUCGGUCUUUACCUCAAGGAGGGCAUCGUGACCGAGACUGAUCAGUCCACCCGUGAGGAUAUUGCUAGGGUACUGCGCUAUGAGUCCAGUGCCCUGCCUGCGGGCGAACUUACCAGCUUUGAUGAGUACGCCUCAAGAAUGCGCGCCGGCGAACGCAACAUCUAUUUCCUAUCGGCGCCAAAUCGUCAUCUGGCUGAAGCCUCGCCCUACUUCGAAGCGAUUCGGAAGAAAUCACCUGACACGGAGGUUAGAACUGAUUUGACCACAUCUUUUUCACCUUUUCAGAUGCAGAAGUGCACAUGCAUUUAAACACCUUGGUGUACUUACCACAACCUCUUCUUAGUUUCAAAAAGUGUUGUGCCUCCGCCUUUAACCCUCUACUAACAGAGUCAGCGUCCUGCCUCGUCUGGAACCAUUCCUGUUGAAAGGGUCAUUACUUUUAUCCAUGUUUUCUAUAGUUCUCUCUGAUCGAGUUUUCCGUAAAUGUCAUCUUCCUACCCUGCUUUAUCAGUGAUAUUGGCAUUGCUGUUGCAUCAAACUGUAAGUGUAGGCGAUCGGACUCCGCGUGGACGUAGAGCAGCUAAGCUAGUUUCAGGAAUGAAGCAAUUGUUUUUGUUACUGAGGAGUAAUUUGCAUGAACCCAGGGUUUGUAGAUCGUACGUCAAACUCUCAGUACAUUUAACCUUGAGUCGCAUCCACAGACACUACGAGUAUAGGCCGUUGUAUAUUCUGAUCGCUAUAAAGCGGAAUUUAAAUGACCGAUUAAGAAAUUACAAUUGUCACAGAAGAGUGGGUGAAAUGCUUUUGUUGACGCCAAAGAACGUCGCCGCGGCGCCUUUUUAUAUAGACAGGGUCGUGGUUUUGAACGCUCUCUUCUGUGGUGGUGAAAACGGGCUACUCUGCUGCAUUUUCGCUAAAUGGUGAUCACGCAUAAGUGAGGGACGCGUUGGAUGGAGGACUUGGGGUGCAGCGAUUAUGGGACAUUUCAAAGGUCCAGGAACACCUUUCUCCAUCACGUUGGCUAGGCUUUUCCACCGAUAAAUUAUGCUGUCUUAAACCGCUUACAUCCCAAAUCUGACGACGGUUAAUCACGAGGCGUGCGGUUUUUUGUUCAAACAUACGGCUCGAGAGCACUAAUUUUGCAGCGUUUUUUCGGGCAGACCGUCUGGCUGUGAGAUCUAGUUCAUCCAAAACAUUACGUUCUUAGACUUUCAUAGUCUGAACAUGGCAAGACGACGAGGCCAACGUCAUUGGGGUCUGCUACUUGACUUUUUUAUACAAAUUUGACACUGUCAAAGGCACAUGUAGUUCCAGGAUUCCAGUCAAUGACGCUUAAAUGGGAUAGCGGUAGGCUGUAUCCCUGGCGAUCUCAGUCGUAGCUUUUGGUGCACUAUCUAAGCCCAUUGCCUCCGCAAACUCAUUAGGGUCAGACGCACCAGCAAAUUACGUAAACCCGAUUUUCGACUUUUCGCAUCCACGGCGGAAUUGUAGAACUCGUUGGGCAAAUAGAUGGCUUGUGUCCUAACAUGCGACCCGAAAUUUGGGGUUGGCCAGAUGUCAUAUUCGCAUCACGGGAACCGCCGGAGAAUGACGACAGAAGAAACCUUUUCAGCAAUUUAAGGUAGACUUGUUCUCACGCUCCCUGUUGUCUAUUUCUUGAGGAGGCAUAAGCCAGGGUUUCACCUUCCUCCAUUUACUUAGACAAUGCAGUCUGCCUCCAUAGGAUUUCGUAGUGGUCGUAGACCUUAACAGAGAUGGCAUCCGCUCCGGUCAUCUUGUUGUUGCUCGACCUUCCGAAACAAACUUUCGCGGCAGCUAGUAGACUCAAGAAUGACGGACACAAAAUUUCCAAUGUGAGAUGGGGCAACUGUUUGGUCAUCAAAGUGAAUAGGCCGUUUGGACCGCAUCCUCUGACACCUGACGUUCGUUUAGUUGACACUAAAGUUAACAUUCACCUCAUAAAGCAAGUGGGUCAGUGCAUGGUCUGCAUCACCAUCUUGGCGAACAUGAUUAUGGGUUUUGCGCGUCACUAACAUUUGUAACACCGCGAAGAUCCCUACCCCAGUCCAAUGACUUUACAUUUCAUUUGACGUAUUGCCGUUAUUCUGCCAAGUUAAUGAGAGAAGCUGUCAUUGUGAAACUCAACCCAGGCUGUUUGAGGAGACAACUAUUAGUUUUCUGGGCUGAUCAUGGCUCCACUGGCCGGUGGUUGCCCCGCGUACUGUGGAUUCAAACGACAGCCUUCUGCUGCUGCCCUUUUUACAUCAGUCUGUAAAAUUAGAUGUGAUUUAGAUUUCUGAACCUUUGAAUCUAUUAGGUAGCCCUGUAUAAACCAUCAAGGCGUCGGACGUGAGUUCUUUUGAGUUUGAUGAAGAUUUGGAUUUUCAGAAGUGCCUAGACGUUACCUACUUCGGCACCACUCGCCUCCAUCUGCGACCAUUCCUCCAGCCAUUAACCCCUAAUAUGAGCAGAAUAUGAUAAAUAUAACUGUGUACAACGUCAUAGUCGGAGUGUCAUGUCCGCAGCUGUUUUAUUCCCUGUUUAAAAUACCUGUUUUUGUCUACAGAGCCUAACAGUCUUGUCCCACCGGUGCUCACCGUAUACCACUUCGUUCCUUCCCUAAUGACCGUUCCCCCAACUCAUAUAGGACGUAUGCUAUAAUUUUACUCCGGUACUGCGGCUGCUGGCUGUGCUCAUAUUUGUUCUGAUUGUAUUCACUCAUUUUUCGAAUCUUCAUUUCUCCCCCUAGGUUAUUUUCUUGUACGAGCCGUAUGAUGAACUCGUCCUAAUGAAUCUCGGACAAUACGACAAGAAGAAUCUCAGUUCAAUAGAAAAAGCCCUGUCAGAAGACGCGUCGAACAUCGACUCGGUCGAUCCCGAAUCUGCUGGUGGUCUUACCCAGGAUGAGGCAAACACACUUACAAAGUGGGCUGAACAAGCCCUGAAUAUGAAGGUCAAGAAGGUCAAGGUGAGUAGGAAACAGUGGUCUCUCGAAAUUCUAGCUGCUUGAGUUCUAAUAACCGAGUGUUUUAAUGGACAAUAGUGCUAUCUCGGCAAUACCUGAGGCCAUUCAAAAAAGUGCAUGCCCAACAGUCUAAGUGAUCAGGCUUGCCUAUUUUAUUGCAAAAGCUAACCGAAUGUUGGUUCAGUUGAUGAUUCCCCCGUGCCACACUUAAACACUUCAAUCCGUCAACGUACCACCGUCUCUCGGAGAUGAUAGCAACUUCUCCGUAGGCCACAUUUCUGGGAAAUCACUCCACAUGUAAAGAUGUACACGUUUUAUUUUCUACUUACAUGUCCUCGAAUUAUGCAUGUGUGCAAGAAGAGUGCAGCAAGUUUCUACCGAUCAAAGUUCAUAGUGGUAAACGGUAAGCUGGCUAUGGAUGUCACCUCGCCUCUUGGGCCGUCGACAUUAUCUCUCAUUCCUCCUAAGAUUAAUUACCAACUUUCGAAAUCUUUCAAGAGCCCACUCUUGCCCUGUUUUUCUUAGUUUAUUUCAGAACUACUAAAUUGUCUGUAAUAAACUCUUUUGUCUGGGGAUAUUUCACGUCUGGUGCCCCGGUAAGACAAAGCCGUUGCUAUCUGUUGGUCUACACAUGGUCGUUUCAACAGAUUAGCCGUACACAUGUCUUCUGCCAUUUCCGUACUGUACGGAGUCACGUGCCAAGUUACUUCUAGCAGCCGUUUUAGUCAGCGCCUUUUUGACGAUAGGCGAAUUUAUUCAGUGUUUGCCGUGCAGCAAACCCUUGUUUCUUGAUGCGAUUCUUCCCCUAAUGUGCACACUGCGUGCGAGUUUCUCAUAGUGACCAUCGUUUGGACAAAACUCACAUUCUCCACCCUGGAAAAACACCGCUGAACGUAUAUUACGCUCCAAAACUCGUUAGGUGCCGACCACACUCAUUAAACCUGCUUUUGAAAGAAAAAGAUUGCUUUUGUGAGUCGACAGAAUCGACUAGCAGGGAGCAUAAUUUCAAGUCAAUUCUCAUACGAUAUAAUUAUAACUUUUAACCGAGAAUCCCUCCAAUCAUCUUUGUGCAUCUCACUUUGAAAAGGGCACUACUUGAGUAGUGUGUUUCUUCUAAAAAAAAAUAGGCAUUAAUUUACUCAGCCAACGAAAGAGGAUUCAGAAGUACUUUCUAUUGCAACUACGUUUUGAACUGUUGUGCGUAAAGCGGCUAUUUCGGCUCAGAUAAUUUAUGAUUAUUGGCACUUUUUAGGACUCCCUUGAUUAUUUGUGUGAUCUUAUAAGUUAGGUUGACUAGUCGCAGCAUCGCGCUAACGUUAUUUGAUAGCCCACCAGCAAAGAGAUAACAGAAAUCGGGGUUUUAUGGGUGGGAACACUAAAAGUGGCCAAAAUACCACUCCAGAAACAUGCGAUGGUAAAGAUGCCAUGAUCGCAAGAGCUUGCUUAAGCGCAUCAAACUCUCGUGGAACUGGUUGCUCUUUAUGUAAGGAGGCACUGAGAACAGCGAAGUGGCCUUGUGCGCGGUGAGCUACAGUCAGUGACGAUAACGCCUGCGCAGUGGCAAGCAACCCUCCCAUACAUUAGUGUGCAGUAUUUGCUACUUAUGUUAGGAAGGUAGCGAGGUAUAUAAAAAUAUUGGUCGAAGGGCAGUCUUCAGCGCGGAGUAUUAAACGUGUUUAUCGGAUCCAAGCGCAAUACAAGCCUGCUGAGAUUACGCUUUGUAAGCGAUUAUAUGGAGCUUGUGUUUUUCGCACAAACCAAUUUGAUUAAUUCAAGUAAUCCUCCUCAGAGCUACUUGCUAUUAAUACAACAUUACUGUAGAUUCUAGCACUAGACAUUUGAUAAUCGCGACGUCCCUAGAAUUGCUCGUUGAAUUAAUUGGCAUGUUUCAAAGGAUAAGACUGAAUGCGGUUUAAGGUAAACAGCUAGUCAACUAAGAGGAACAGGCCAGCUCAAACGAGAUAUGAUAUCACUAUCCACAGUUGACUGUCCGGGGAUUCUGAUUAACCUAAUCUGAUGGCCGGUACUAUCCAGAUGCUCCAGGACCUUAUUUUUUGAUAAUUAUAUGUUGGUUGUUUUCAUUGUUCAUUUGGAUUUUCAAAUGACCGUUACCUAUCAUGAGGUUUGUUUUAAACAGGUUACUCGACGUUUGACCUCCCAUCCUUGCCUGGUAUCUAUCCGCGAGGCUGGUGCUAUGCGCCACCUUCUGCGUACUUCAUUGGCCGGCAGACCUGCGGCCGAAAAGUACCAAGCCAUGGAACCCGUGUUGGAACUAAACCCCCAACACACUCUCGUUCAGUAUCUCUACAAACUAUCUUCCUCAGACUCACCGGAGGACAAGGUCUUGGCUACUGCUCUCAUCGACUGUUUACUGGACAACGCGAUGGCUCACGCUGGCCUCCUUGAAGAGGUUCGCGAAAUGACAGAACGAAUUACGCAGCUUCUCACGCUACUCGUUGAACGCUUUUCCGGACCGAAGACUGCCUGA